UUUCCCUCAUCAUCCAGUGCGAAAAGAGUGGUGGUUUGGUGCAAUUAAAGUUAAAAUAGCGAGCAAAAUGGCUGGAAAAUCUAGUGAAGAAGUCGAGCAGCAAAGCUCAGAGAGCUCGGAGCAGAGCAGUAGUCAGAACCAGAUCCAAACGCUUACAGAGCAACCGGGUGCUGCAGCCGAAACGAUCGAUCCGGAAAACCUCAUUAAGCACCCGCUGCAACACACCUGGACACUGUGGUACCUAGAACUGGACCGUUCGAAGUCAUGGGCCGAGUCGAUGAACGAAGUAGCGAGUUUCUCCACCGUCGAGGACUUCUGGAGCCUGUACAAUCACAUCCGUGGACCGUCCGAGAUCAAAGUAGGCACAGAUUACAUGCUGUUCAAGUCGCACAUCCGCCCGAUGUGGGAAGAUGAGGCAAACAAUCGCGGUGGCCGAUGGACGGUCAACAUGAACAAGCAUCUUUCGGACAAGUAUUGGUUGGACACGGCCUUGUGUCUCAUUGGAGAAAGUUUCGAACACUCGGACGACAUCUGUGGCGCAAUUGUAAAUGUUCGCCAAAAGAUCGAUAAAAUUUCUAUCUGGACUGCUAACUUUCAGAACCGAGAGGCGGUGAUGGACAUCGGACGCACCUACAAGGAACGGUUAGGUCUUCGUGCACAGAUCUAUUAUCAGAACCACAAGGACACUAUGAUCAAAUCGGGCUCGUCCACAAAGGCAACUUACUCUGUCUAAUAGAGAAUGCGUAGCUUAUCAUAUUGUACCAUUAUACACCAGGUGUGUGAACGUGAAUGAGGAUAUGCCCCUAUAGGAUGAUGAAAUAGGAGAUGUAUGAGGAUGUGGUGACACUGUGAAAAACCACAGUGUAGUAAGGAAACGAUUUUUUUAUGAACUAGGAUAACGUUAGCUAGCAUCGGCAUGCGAAUUGAAAAAGAAUUUACUAUUCAAAUGAUCACAGAUGGUGAGCAGGAGAUUGGUCGAAAGAAGACCGCGGGAUGGAAUUCGAAUUCACGAGAGAUGGAACGAACGAACUAUUGGCUGUAUAACAUGUCUUUAGGGUUAGCUCGCGAGAAAACAAGAUUUCGACUUUUCCACUCAGAGUGGGGUCAUUCGAAGUUACACAUUUACACGUGUCAGAUUAGUACCACCCAAUCGACUAAAAACCGCCUGUGUUCAAUCAGCAAAUAUCUGCCCCGUCUCCAAUUAAUUGGUUCUUUGCCGUUUCUGCUUGGUUGAGCAGUUCUGAUACUUUCGAUCUUAUGGAUAGCAGUGUAGGAUGCACGUGGGUUGCGUAGCAACGGUUCUUUUUUGCCGUGGAAUGCCCCAUCACGAUUGAAAUGCUCAUUACAAACUGCUUCGCUUGGUUUGCGUAGGUUAAAGGAUUUUGGUUGAAUAUUGUAAAACAGCAUCAACAAAGUUCUCCUUGGUUGUCGUUGUGGUGCUUUGCUUGUGGGAAGGAAACGUACUAGACGGUGAAUUGCACGCAUCGAUUAGAGAGUAGGGCAAAGCACAGCACUUUCGCCCGUAUACACGCUUCCUUGCACACGUGUAAUGAGUUUUGCGCUGGAUCGUAUUGAUAUCUAGGGCAUACCAGGGAAUGGAUUUGUGCGCUCUUUAUAUGACCACAUGUAUAAUGGAAUUAUCUACUAAUUAUGGCUACCUUUUAUGCAUACAUUGAUUAUAAACCUCCCCCAUAUACAUAAAUAGAAACGGCUGCUGUUGCUGAUUGAUUAAUUUGUAAUACCAACUAUAUUACUUUUUUAUGUUAAUGCAAAUUGUAUCGUAAAUUAUUCAGUAAAAAAAAUCGUUACAGAAAUAAAGAACUUGAAAUAAAUAUCCUUGGUAGUGUUA
This is a messenger RNA of Anopheles coustani, 1849 nucleotides long. RefSeq names its product eukaryotic translation initiation factor 4E1 (gene eIF4E1). The transcript is spliced from 4 exons. The record is from RefSeq and is a predicted model, not a curated record. Gene Ontology annotation, molecular function: translation initiation factor activity; RNA 7-methylguanosine cap binding. Bases 68 to 733 code for a protein of 221 amino acids. Gene Ontology annotation, biological process: translational initiation. Gene Ontology annotation, cellular component: eukaryotic translation initiation factor 4F complex; cytoplasm. Lineage: Eukaryota; Metazoa; Arthropoda; Insecta; Diptera; Culicidae.